Ochotona curzoniae (black-lipped pika) is the source of this 1610-nucleotide messenger RNA. RefSeq names its product GATA binding protein 4 (gene GATA4). Gene Ontology annotation, cellular component: nucleus. Gene Ontology annotation, molecular function: RNA polymerase II cis-regulatory region sequence-specific DNA binding; zinc ion binding; DNA-binding transcription factor activity, RNA polymerase II-specific. NCBI's taxonomy places the organism in Eukaryota, Metazoa, Chordata, Mammalia, Lagomorpha, Ochotonidae. Bases 5 to 1339 code for a protein of 444 amino acids. The transcript is spliced from 6 exons. Gene Ontology annotation, biological process: cell fate commitment; negative regulation of transcription by RNA polymerase II; positive regulation of transcription by RNA polymerase II. The record is from RefSeq and is a predicted model, not a curated record.
GACGAUGUACCAGAGCCUGGCCAUGGCGGCCAACCACGGCCCCCCUGCCGGAGCAUAUGAGGCAGGCGGCCCUGGUGCCUUCAUGCACGGUGCGGGCGCCGCGUCCUCGCCGGUCUAUGUGCCCACGCCGCGAGUGCCCUCCUCGGUGCUGGGCUUGUCCUACCUCCAGGGCGGAGGCGGCGGCGCUGCGUCCGCAGCAGCCUCGGGCAGCAGCUCUGGGGCAGCCCCGUCGGGUGCAGGGCCCGGGACGCAGCAGGGCAGCCCGGUGUGGAGUCAGGCGGGAGCCGAGGGCGCUGCCUACACUCCGCCACCCGUGUCACCGCGCUUCUCCUUCCCAGGGACCACUGGGUCUCUGGCCGCCGCUGCAGCCGCUGCUGCAGCCCGCGAAGCCGCAGCCUACAGCUCGGGUGGCGGCGCGGCGGGCGCCGGCCUGGCAGGCCGCGAGCAGUAUGGCCGUGCCAGCUUCGCGGGUUCCUACUCCAGCCCGUACCCCGCCUACAUGGCCGACGUGGGUGCGUCCUGGGCCGCCGCUGCAGCCGCCUCUGCGGGCCCCUUUGACAGUCCGGUCCUGCACAGUCUGCCUGGACGGGCCAACCCCGCUGCCCGACAUCCUAAUCUGGUAGAUAUGUUUGAUGACUUCUCGGAAGGCAGAGAAUGUGUCAACUGCGGGGCCAUGUCCACUCCGCUGUGGAGGCGGGAUGGGACGGGACACUACCUGUGCAAUGCCUGUGGCCUCUACCACAAGAUGAACGGCAUCAACAGGCCCCUCAUCAAGCCACAGCGCCGGCUGUCCGCUUCCCGCCGGGUGGGCCUCUCCUGUGCCAACUGCCAGACAACCACCACCACACUGUGGCGCCGCAAUGCCGAGGGGGAGCCAGUUUGCAACGCCUGCGGCCUCUACAUGAAGCUCCAUGGUGUCCCCAGGCCUCUUGCAAUGCGGAAAGAGGGGAUUCAAACUAGAAAACGGAAGCCCAAGAAUCUCAAUAAAUCCAAGGCACCAGCAGGUCCUGCGGGCAAUGAGAGCCUUCCUCCUACCAGCAGCGCUUCCAGCACCUCCAGCAAUGCCACCAGCAGCAGCAGCAGUGAAGAGAUGCGUCCCAUCAAGACAGAGCCCGGGCUGUCCUCUCACUAUGGCCACAGCAGCUCCAUGUCCCAGACGUUCUCAGUCAGCGCCAUGUCUGGCCACGGGCCCUCCAUCCACCCGGUCCUCUCGGCCCUGAAGCUGUCCCCCCAGGGCUAUGCAUCUCCUGUCAGCCAGUCCCCACAGGCCAGCUCCAAGCAGGACUCUUGGAACAGCCUGGUCUUGGCUGACAGUCAUGGGGACAUCAUCACUGCAUAAUCGCCCCCUCCUUCCCGCCUCAAAAUCCCACAUGGACCUGGGACCUGGAGGCCAGCAGAGAGCAAGGCUCUGGACUCCCCAGGGCUGGCCCCCGUGUCUGGUAAUGACUCCAGAAGAACAACUGGGAAGAAACUUGAAGUCGACGAUUCGGUUCGGGGAUGUAGGUGCUGGAUUUCCUCUGAUGCCUUUUCAAAGUGAGAGUGGGGGUGCUGGGACUGCCCCCCACCACAAGCACACUAAGUCUCUCCCAUGGAGCUGGAGACUGCUUGCC